CUGAACAUUUUUCCAAGGACCACUGGCGGCGACAUCGUCGCUGUACUGCUGAAUUCCAUUUCCAACAGAACAGACGGAAAGCACGAAAUCAAACUUGGAAAUCCUGAUCCUCGUGUUUCUGCCUUCGGAUGGAUUCUUAAUGAGCUGCACAACUCGUUCUUCGACCUUGUGCCAGAAGAGGUUAAGAAAGUUAUACAUAUGUAUGUGCCAACUAAUGAUUUUGGACAUGGGAGAAGAAAAUUCUCGCUCUGGUUUAGGGAAAUCCUAAGCGUAAGUACACCACAUCAACGUCAAGGAAUUGCUAGCAAGAUGAUGAACUUCAGCUAUCCACGAGAAAAACUUGAGGAGGCGGAGACGGCGCGGAGAUGGUACGAUGGAAUGGGAUCAUCUUUGGUAACGCGGCCUGCAGAGUGA
Molecule: messenger RNA, 414 nt
Organism: Cooperia oncophora
Lineage: Eukaryota; Metazoa; Nematoda; Chromadorea; Rhabditida; Trichostrongylidae
Source: the annotation of a GenBank genome assembly